Messenger RNA from Symbiodinium sp. CCMP2456, 3945 nucleotides. The record is from the annotation of a GenBank genome assembly. Lineage: Eukaryota; Dinophyceae; Suessiales; Symbiodiniaceae.
AUGGCUCUUCUAUACAAGAGGGAGCUUACAGAAGCCCUCGGACGCGAGCAGGCCAACAAGGACUAUGCUCGCGCAUGGAAGGUUGCCAUCAAGGCAGUCAGAGCCAUGCUCAGAUUCAAGCGUGGAAUGCGAGGGUGGUCAGGGGCGCCAGCUAGCGGUGGGGAGCCGGCGAUAGACCACACCUUGCGAGGAUUCCAUUUCCUACCCCCGACGCCGCUCCGCCGAACGCAGAAGGAGUUGCCUCCGGACACAGUUGAGCUCGUCCUGCACGGCUUGAAGGGAGAGCUGCUGAUGGGGCCGGACGUCGUGUCACUGGGCGUCAGCGUGUCGCAGAUCAAGAGGCGCUUGUUGGUCUACUCUCGGCAGCAGGUGAUCAAGGGCAGCGUGACCCGAGCCCUGCAGCUCUACAACUUCAUUGCGCUGGGUGCUGUCGUGCACUUCCUUCACAAUCGCCGGGCAGUUGAUGACAUGGAGACUUUGAGGAACCUGCGGUUCGAAGAGCAGAACGAAGGCACUGGGAAAUACUCGCCGGAUACGAUGGCGCACCUGGCGCAGGUGAAGAAGAGCCUCAGCAAAGCUGGCACGGCCGAUGAGCCUCGAGAGUUGCUUGCAGCUCCCAGGCUGGAGCUGAUUGCGGUAGUCUUCGUGCACAUCUACGGUGUCAUCGCCUGGGGCGAUGCUUCGGCAGGCGGCUCCAUCCCUCUCUCUUUGAGCGACCGCCUCUCUGGUGGGAUCACCUUUGUUGUCGGCAACACCCGCGCGUUUGCAGCCGUGUCCCAAUCAGGUGCCGUCACUACCUGGGGUGAUCCAGCCUGUGGUGGGAACUCUGGCAGAGUGACAGAUCAACUCAAAUCUCGGGCCUUCCAAAUUUGCCACAACGAGUGGGCCUUCGCCGCUUUCAGGGAGGGUGGCCAGAUCGUGUGUUGGGGCGAUCCCGAUGCCGGUGGCCAGCCAUCUGGGCUUGGAACAUCCUUAGGGUCCGGUGUUGUGAAGGUUUGCAGCACUGAGUUCGCCUUCGCUGCGUUGAAAGAAAGCGGGCAAGUCGUCACCUGGGGCGAUCCGAGCGUGGGCGGCGAUUCCAGCGGCGUUGCAGAGAAGCUGCAAACCGGCAUUGUCAACAUCUGGGCGAAUGCUGGCGCGUUUGUGGCAGCAAAGUCUGACGGGUCCUUGGUUAUCUGGGGCGACCCAAGCGCUGGAGGGGACAUGAGCGCGCUCAACCAGGAGGAAGCUCGCGAUAUCGAGACCUUGUACUGCAACAUCCGAGCCUUCGCAGCGAUUGCUCAAGGAGGUCGCGUGGUUGCCUGGGGCGCUCCUGGAUGUGGCGGGGACACGUCAGCAGUCGCGUCGCAACUCACAGCGGGUGUUCGAGACAUUCGGACCAAUGGCCGUGCUUUUGCUGCCAUCAAGGAAAAGGGAGCGGUGGUUGCUUGGGGCAAUCCAGACUUCGGUGGCGACGCAAGCGCAACAAGCCAUCUCAUGCAGCACAGCAUUGUGGACAUCAUCCCGAGCUUGAAGGCAUUUGCCGCUUUAAGAGAAGACCCAAUGAGCAAUGGCUUCACCGUCAUGACGUGGGGUGAUCCACAAACUGGCGGAGACUCAAGUGCAGUGUCCCACCUGCUGAUUGGCCAAAUACUGCAGGUGGUGGCCAACGAUUGGGCAUUUGCAGCCAGAAGAGAUGACGGCAUCGUUGUGUGCUGGGGCGACCCAGCUUCUGGGGGUGACAGCUCAGCUGUACAGGAACGUAUCCAUCAAGCAGGUGGAGCGGUGGCCUUGUACAAGACGUCCAGGGCCUUUGCCGCGGUCCUCCAGGAUGGCUCCAUUUGCGCCUGGGGUGAGCCCAGCUGUGGAGGGGACUCCACCCCCGCCGAGUUUGAGCUGGGAGAAGAGAAGGUCCUGGACAUGUGUGCGAAUGAUUACGCAUUUGCUGCUCGUACUUCGCGCGGAUCUGUUGUUGCUUGGGGUCACAAGCUGUAUGGCGGCCACAUCGAGGAGGAGGCUGCUGCCAAGCUGCAGUCCGGCGUUACAAAGAUGAUCGGCAACAAGUUCUCCUUCCUCGCAAUGAAGAGAUCGGGCACCUAUGUAACAUUUCCAGCACGCGAUCCCGCGGACGAGAUGGCACUGGACGCUGCUGGAGCAAGCACUCUUGGGACUGAUUCGUUGUUGCCUGACCAGAAGCUGGAUGCCAUCUUGAACCAGUGGAGAGAAAAGUAUGCUGCUUUCCAGCGGGCGACGCAAACCGUCGUCGGCGGGGUUGGAAAAGGAGGCAUCAUCGUUCGAUGCGCUUCGGCCGUGGGCUCCGAGCAGCUGCCACAGCGCCUCGAAACUGGUGCAGUUGUCCAGGAGCUUUCCCUGCAGGGCGAGCGAUUGCACUACGAGCUGAUCUCCGGAGUGGGGCCGCCGCAGGGCUGGGUGAGCACCAGCUUACAGGGCAGAGCUCUUCUGGAACGGGCAGAUGAGCAGGCGGAGGAGGUGGAGGCUCUUCCAGAUGAAAGCGCUUUGCCAGCUCUGUCUGCGAGUAAGUGGCUGGCAAAGUACGAGCACAGGAAGGAACCCAAAUGCAGGCUCGUGUGCUUCUUUGGUGCCGGGCACGACGCGAUUGGAUUUGCGCACUGGAAUCAGCUCGUGGCGGAGAAGCAUCCUUCCAUCGAGCUGCUGCUGAUUACUUUGCCGGGCCAUGGCGUGAAUCGUCAUGUGCCUGUGCAAGAGAAUGCAGAGGCACUAGCGAAGCUGGCCGCUGAAGAACUGCUGAGCCUCAGCGAGCACUUUGGCCCCUUCGGACUGUUGGGCUUCUCUGUGGGUGCUACAGCCAGCUAUGCGCUUGCACUCGAGAUGAUCUCUCGUGGACGGAAGCCAUUGAAGUUGUAUGUUGCUGGCAGGGCUGGGCCAAAGGUCUGCUUCCGGCCUCCGGCACAUCAGGAGAUUUGGGCCUUAGAUUCGAUUGGCUGGAUACGCUGGUUCGUUGCUAACUUUGCGACUGAAGAUGAUGUCAAAAGAACAGAACGACUGAUUCAGUUGUCUGACGGGCCCAACGACGGUCUGUUAAAAUCCAUUUCGUCGUCGCAGAAGGCGGACAUGCUUCUUGGAGACAGUUUGGCAGGUGCAGAGCUCCCAGCCAUUGAAUCGGAUCUCUACGUGCUAGCAUCAAGGGCCGAUGAAGUAUGGCCAGCGGAGGACAGUGCAAAGUUUGGCAACCGUUGUUGCCCGGCGUACAUGGACUGCGCUGAGACCUGGAAGCCGUAUACUCUCGGAUCAACGACUCUCAAGUAUUUCGACGACUUGACUCACAGCGAGCUGUGCACCGAACUCCUGCUGGAAGAAGUUUGUCGUGACCUAUCAGCCGUGAUGCAAGAUGCGCGCGAGGGGGAAAAAGGCACUGCUUGUUUGAGCAGAGGGUGGAAAGCGUUGGGGAAUGAUGCAUGUACCGAUGGGACUUGGACUGCGGUUGCAUCGGAUGCACACAAGCACCAGGCUCUGCAUGUCCUAAGCACCGAUGCGACCAUGACCACUUCAAAGCCAGCGCGUGUUGGAGCUAGCCGUGAAGCAUCAGAGAGCGAUGACGAGGCUUUUCUGCGGAAGAUCAAGCAGGAAGUAGGUCUGGAUGCUGGUCCGAUUUGGGACUCCCUGCCAACUCCAGGAGAAGGCAGCGCAGGUGGCAGCCCAGUCGCGGCAGAGGCCGACCUGUACCCGCUACCGGUUGCUUUUGAAGAGGAGUUUGGGCAUCUCCGAUCAGCUCUUCCAGCAGAUGCUGAGGAACAAGUCUGGCAGGAAGGAGCUGAAGCUGAAACUCACGACGGAGAUGAUGACACGAACACUUCUGGUCCUCGCGAAGCUGCCGCAGCCGGCGAGAGGGACAAGAAUGCAGCUCAGGCCGACCAUGUAUUGCCUGGCUAUAGGCCACCUUUUUCAAGCCAGAAGCUUCGAAACAAGACAUUUCAACCGCCAUAG